Messenger RNA from Liolophura sinensis, 4016 nucleotides. Its product is annotated as diacylglycerol kinase delta-like. Gene Ontology annotation, biological process: phospholipase C-activating G protein-coupled receptor signaling pathway. Gene Ontology annotation, molecular function: protein binding; ATP-dependent diacylglycerol kinase activity. The record is from RefSeq and is a predicted model, not a curated record. Lineage: Eukaryota; Metazoa; Mollusca; Polyplacophora; Chitonida; Chitonidae. Gene Ontology annotation, cellular component: plasma membrane.
AGGCACGGGGAAAACAGGAGGAAUCAGUGGGCAAGAUGAUUCUUCUGAGAGCGAUGGCGAAACAGAGCCAGCCAGGGCCUUCCACAGACGGAUUUCCACCAAUAAAGAGAUUAAGAGCGCCGCCUGCACCAAGGAUGGAUACCUGAUGAAACAGACCAGCUCCUUCCAGAGAUGGAGACGAAGAUAUUUUAAACUCAAAGGAAGAAAACUGUACUAUGCAAAAGAUCAUUCGUCUGAGAUAUUUAAUGAGAUUGAGCUGACGGAUUUAAGUCUGGCGGAAUGUAGCACCAAAAACAUCAACCACAGUUUUCAGGUAAUCACACCUUUUCGUAACUUAGUGCUGUGCGCCGAGAGUCGCCGGGAGAUGGAGGAGUGGAUAUCCGCUUUAAAAUCUGCCUCCAACCGGGAGUACUAUGAGUCGAGUAGUGACCACAAAGAGAUGAUGUCCGGACAACACAACUGGUACGCCUGCUCUCAUGCUAGACCAACAUACUGUAACGUGUGCCGCGAAGCGCUUUCAGGAGUUACCUCUCAUGGCUUGUCAUGUGAAGUGUGUAAGUUCAAAGCCCACAAGCGAUGUGCAGUACGUGCUAAUUAUAACUGUAAAUGGACAACGCUGGCAUCUAUAGGGAAGGACAUUAUAGAGAAUGAAGAUGGGAUUGCCAUGCCCCACCAGUGGAUAGAGGGUAACCUUCCUGUCAGUGCUAAAUGUGUGGUCUGUGACAAGACGUGUGGGAGUGUCCUGCGAUUACAAGAUUGGAGGUGCUUAUGGUGCAGAGCCUUGGUGCACUCAAGCUGCCGGGAGCAGUACCCUAAGGUAUGCCCCUUAGGUCAGUGUCGUAUAUCUGUGCUACCCCCCACAGCCAUCAACAGCACAGACUCUGAUGGCUACUGGGAGGCAUCUCGACCCCCAGGGACAAGUCCUCUACUCGUCUUUGUGAACACUAAAAGUGGGGACAAUCAGGGAGUUAAAUUUUUACGUCGAUUCAAACAGUUGUUAAAUCCUGCUCAAAUCUUUGAUCUCAUGAAUGGGGGACCACAUGCAGGGCUACGUCUGUUCCAGAAGUUUGAUCCAUUCCGUAUCUUGGUGUGUGGAGGAGAUGGCAGUAUAGGUUGGGUUCUGUCAGAAAUAGACAAACUAGAUCUUCACAAGCAGUGCCAGGUAGGAGUGUUGCCGUUUGGUACAGGUAAUGACCUGGCUCGUGUGCUAGGCUGGGGAGGGGCCAUAGAUGAUGACACACAAUUACCUGCCAUACUGGAGAAGUUAGAACAUUCACAGAUUAAAAUGCUAGACAGGUGGAGUAUAUGGACGUACGAAGGAACAAUGCCACCUCCACGAAAACUCUCUCAACAGUUUGACCCUAUAUCUGUAUAUGAAGAUUCUGUGGCAGCACAUCUGUCCAAGAUUCUUCAUUCUGAUGACCACGCCACUGUUAUCUCAUCAGCCAAAGUUUUGUGUGAAACUGUGAAGAACUUUGUGGCUAAGGUUGGAGAGGACCAAGAGAAAGACGGGGAUGAAAGUGAAGAGUCUAUAACACAAAAGUGUGUGGUAUUGAAUGAAAAAUUAAAAAAUCUGCUUUCUACACUUAACCAAGAGGCCAAAGCUUCAACUCAGGAAGAAAUCCAGCCCGUGGAGGAAGUGAUCGUGGGGUCACCAGAGAGGGACACAGUGCCAGGGGAGAUAACUGGACCAACACGCAAAACUAGAAUAGGAACAUUCAAGUCCAAGAAUGCCUUAAUGUGUCGAGCAAACAGUCUGAAGAAAGCUGUGCGUCAGAUCAUAGAGCACACAGAGAAAGCUGUUGAUGAGCAGAACGCCCAAACGGAGCAGCACAGGUUGGAGUUGGAGGAGCGGUUACACGGCCUGGACGUGGGCGACAACCGUAUCAUGGGUCUGCAGGCGUCUAGUCACACGUCACGGUCAGCGCCUACAUUUGUGGGCAUGGAAGACACACCCAGAAUACCCACUGUCACCUUCAGGGAGCCAGAGGGUUCACUGUCCCCUAAGGGCCCCACGUCGCGUCGUAUCAGCAGUAUGAGUACCUUUAACAAGUCUGCCAGUGUGGGUUCAAACCUCAGCAGUCGUGGACGGGACAAGAGCCCGUCAUCCAUGCCCGCACCUGCCCCACCUGAGCAGCCAACUGUCACCACACUGCCCUUCCUGGGCUUAGGCGUUCAGGGACUAACAGCUUUUCCCAGUUUAAGCAGCAGUAUAGCAGGCCGACUAGCAGGAGGUAGUUUUAUCAGUAAGGUGUUGUUGGCAAACGCUGACGCUCUCUGUGCUGCGGCUUCACCGUUGAUACAAGAAGACAUUCCACUGUCAGAGUAUGAAGAAAAAUGUGUGAUGAAUAAUUAUUUUGGAAUUGGUUUGGACGCAAAAAUAACUCUUGACUUCAACAACAAACGAGAAGAGCACCCUGAAAAGUGCAGGAGUCGAACAAAAAACUUCAUGUGGUAUGGAGUUAUAGGUGGAAAGGAGAUGCUUCAGAAAACGUUUAAAAACCUGGACCAGAGGGUACAGUUAGAGUGUGAUGGCCAGAGGAUACCUUUACCCAGCUUACAGGGCAUUGUCAUACUUAACAUACCAAGUUACGCUGGUGGGUCCAAUUUCUGGGGGGGCCGUAAAGAACAUGAUAAUUUUACAGCUCCAAGUUUUGAUGAUAAGGUGUUAGAAAUCGUGGCAGUAUUCGGCGGAGUCCAGAUGGCAAUGUCUCGUGUGUUGGAGUUUCAGCAUCACAGGAUAGCACAGUGUCGCACCCUGAAGAUAACGAUCAUGGGGGACGAGGGUGUACCUGUACAGGUAGACGGAGAGGCCUGGAUCCAACCCCCAGGGUACAUCCGCAUAGAGCACAAAAACAGGGCACAGAUGUUAACACGCGAUCGGUCUUUCGAAAACGUUUUGAAAUCCUGGUCCGAAAAACAGAAGAUGGAUCGGCCAAUUACAAUUCAAUCACAGUCGUUAAAUGAAGAAGAGGCAGCAAUUUUACAGAACUUCAUCGAAGUUGCAACAUUGUUAAUAAAAAGUGUCAAAGUGGCUGCUUUGAGCCACAGUACAGUAGAGCAGGAGUUAUUUCCCUUGGCCACUCUUGCUUCAGACUGUUUGGAUCGACUUUACCCCUCAGGAAGAUUACUAGAGCCGACUCCUCGUAGCCAGGUGAUAGAGUUCAUCCUCAGUGUCAAGUCCCUGUACAACGACACAGGUGUCUUCCUGGCUGAUAAGGCCACUGUACUGCCAAUAAAUCCGGAGGUCCAGGACAAGCUGAACUCAGCGCUGGCUCAGACGGAGGUGGAGUUACGAAAGGUGAUGGACAUAGCAGGCGUGUUACAAGCCCAACAGUUCAGUCAGUACCCAGCCCAUACAGAUGAGGUGGCCUUCGUGGAACACAAACACCACAAGAAAGGCAAAUUAAAACAAGUGUUUGGCAAGAUUAAAGGUCGCAGCAAGGAGAAAGAUCGUGAUUCUGGGAACAUUCCACAAGUGUAUAAUGUGCACCACUGGACGAGUGAGGAGGUGGGCUUGUGGUUAGAAAGCCUUGGGCUUAGCGAAUACAAGAACUCGUUUGAGAGCCACGAUAUACGAGGGUCAGAACUCUUAGCAUUGGAGCGAAGGGACCUAAAGGACUUGGGCAUUUCCAAAGUAGGUCACCUGAAGCGAAUACAGCAUGGGAUCAAAGAUUUAAUAACUCGAAGUGCAGCUUACGAACGUGCGACAAGCGGAAGCACGUGACAACAGCACUCCUGACUUACCUCCCCUUUUUUAAAGUAGUCCACUGCAGUAUCUGUGAUAGUCUCUCUAUGACUUCAUUGUAAAGGGCAAGGUUGUGGCGUCAGGUAAUACAGGGUCAAGGUCAUGGCCUUGAAUGACCUCAAUUUGAGAUGGAAGCAAAAAGCCAAGAUUAGGGUAACCAUUGUAACAGCACAGGUGAAAAAAUUGCUUUCUGUCAUUUACGGAUGACAAAGAUACUUUUUUCUAUUCUUGGCUCUUAAGGGAAUUGUCUUUCUGAGUGACAGUUUGU